UCGUCGUCGUUUCUGUUCAAUGUAUCACAAAUGUCGAUCAUCAUCAUCAUCAUCGUCGUACCGUACAUGACAGGAACGGGAAUCCGUCCUCCGCAGACAGUCCCUAGCAGGAGUCUCGGCAGAAGCGCCGGAAAGGAAGCCGUCGGUGCAGUCAGAACGGGUGGCAGAAAGUUGAACAAGAUCCAGCAGAUGACGAGAACUCGUCAGCCGUUUAACGCAUCGAGUCCUACCACGGUCAACUCGAAAGAAAACUUUCUGGGCUGAGACACGGCAGGAGAGGAAGCAUGCAGGAAAAGGGUCGCAACUCAAGUGCGCUCCGAGUGGUUCUGGAAACUAAACAUCAACAGGACCAGCGUUUCUUUCUUCAGAGCGGUACCGACUGCCGGAGACAAAUUCCUUUUGUGUUGUCACACGCUCGGCCAUAAAGCCGAUUCUGAUUUCCAUGCCGAGGACCCCGCCCGAUCGAUCGAUCGAAAGGCGGGAUUGGACCCAGGACUCCACCCGAGAGCAGCGAGGGACCCAAUGCCCCUCCCCCAGGUAAUGCCCCAUGAUGCACCAAGUCCCCGCCCAGCUUGAGGCCGGGACAGUGUUCAGAAGUCCAUCAAAGGAGACCCACACGGGAAUGACCCGACUGGUUGCGUACACUUCCUGUUCGCCUUUUUGGAACGUGCGUCGUCAAAAUCGGCAUCAUGAUGAGCUGGCUGCUCCAAAUUGUUCCUCAACCCCCCGGGACAAAGCAACUCCACCAGCCCGACCCCCAAACGGGGCAGGAGGUAACAAUCCAGGAGCAGUCCAAACAGGAAGCGGCGUCAUCGGCGAGCAGCAAGGGGAAGGAUGCGGCGGACCGGAUGAGCCCAGGUCUGGACAAAGUCUUCCCUCCGGCCGUCGUCAGCAGGAACGACCGUCAGGCCGCCGCCGAGGAUGCUGCGCCGGCGGCAGCCGUUCAGAAGAAGAAGGAGCGGGAACGGCAGCCGGCAGCAGGUGACGGCCUCGAGACCGGGCGCGACGAGGAGGUCGGAGAUGUGAGUUGGAUUCCGCUGCUCGAGAAUAUCAAGAAGGAUGCCGGCGAGGCGGUUCUGGCUGAAGUGGAGAAAAGACUCGGGCGGCGGCGUCUGGAGGCCGCCCGCCUGGCCGAGGAGGCCGCCGGGAAGGCGGCGCAGGAAGCCCUCCGACAGCUGGAGGCGGAACACUCGGCCGCGAUCGUCAUCCGAUGUCUGCCCGAGGCCAACGAGCAACUUCCUAACAUCCUGGAGGAGGAAAAUGAGGACGAGCCCGGGUGCCUGCCUGAAGGUGGCACUCAAAGCUCAGUAGGACCAGGAGAAGUCAACGCCCUUUCUGAGACCAAAGACCCCUUGAGGUCCUCCGGGCAGGUUGAAGCUGGAGCAGAGGCUACGGAUGAAGGUCUGCGGCUGGAAGCAGGAAAAGGUGUGAUCCCCCCAGAGAUUUUCACGCCACCAAGCCGCAUCCCGAUGCUGAGUGUGGCCGACGCCGCUCUGUCAAAACACAGCUGGACCGCCGAUCUCUCUGCUGACGGUGAUGACCAAGAGUCAGUGAGGGGAGAGCUCAAGUCCUGGUCUAGUCAAAGUGACUUGCUGACUGCAGACGUCCGUCCGGCGUCAGCGGCCAGCGUCGGCAGCGUGGUGGUCCAGGACCGCCUUGGCCAGCUGGUCCGGCUCUUCAAAGGUCGGACGGAACGCUACAAAGACCGUCUGCUUGACCCGGAUGAAUCGGAGGAGGAAAGUCCCGCUACCUCUCCCAGCAAGGCUCUGCCACCCCCACCCCCACCCCCACCGGGAGAAGAAGACGAGUUGGACCACCCCACCAGCAGAAAGGAGAAAGAAGAAGAAGAAGAAGACGAGGCAGCCUUGCACUUUCAACUUCUAAGACAUGCUGUUAAAAUUCUAAAAUUUCCCGGCAUGCCCAAAUGGCUCCAAGCCAUUGUGGAGUUCCGGUUCCCCUCCAGCAUCGACCCGUUUACUGAUUUGGUUUACGUGGUGUGGCUGUUCUUAGUGGUGGCAGCCUGGAACUGGAAUGUUUGGCUGAUACCCAUACGCUGGGCCUUUCCCUACCAGAGCCCGGAGAACCUCAACCUGUGGCUCCUGGCUGACUACACCUGCGACCUCAUCUACAUCAUGGACAUCCUGGUCUUCCAACCCCGCUUACAGUUUGUCUCCGGGGGAGACAUCGUGUGCGACAAAAAGGCCAUGAGAGAAAACUACAUGACGACCGAGAGGUUCAAGAUGGAUGUCAUCAGUCUUUUUCCCAUGGAGAUCUUCUACUACUGGACAGGAGUCAACUCUCUGCUGAGAUUCCCUCGUCUGCUUAAGUACCACGUUUUCUUCGAGUUCAAUGACAGGAUGGAAGCGGUAAUGAAGAAGGCCUACAUCUACAGGGUGAUCCGGACCUCCACCUACCUGCUCUACUCUCUGCACAUCAACGCGUGCCUCUUUUACUGGGGCUCUGACUACGAAGGCUUGGGUUCCACCAAGUGGGUGUACGAUGGAAAAGGCAAUGCGUACAUCCGCUGCUAUUACUUUGCGGUGAAGACAUUGAUCACCAUUGGAGGACUUCCGGACCCGACCACCGUCUUUGAGAUCUGCUUCCAGCUCAUCAACUAUUUUGUCGGAGUCUUUGCUUUCUCGAUCAUGAUCGGACAAAUGAGGGACGUCGUGGGGGCGGCCACGGCGGGGGAAAACUACUACCGGGCCUGCAUGGACAGCACCACCAAGUACAUGAACUCCUACAACAUUCCCAACCCCGUUCAGAACCGCAUCAAGACCUGGUACGACUACACGUGGAAGAGCCAAGGGAUGCUAGAUGAGCAGGAGUUGCUGGUGCAACUUCCCGCCAAAAUGAGACUGGACAUGGCCGUGGACGUCAACUACUCCAUCGUCAGCAAGGUGGCGCUCUUCCAGGGUUGUGAUCGUCAGAUGGUGUUCGACAUGCUGACAAGACUGAAAUCUGUGGUCUACCUGCCAGGAGACUUUGUGUGCAAGAAGGGUGAGAUCGGCAGAGAAAUGUACAUCAUCAAGCAGGGCGAGGUCCAAGUGGUCGGCGGUCCGGACCUCAAGACAGUUUUUGUUACCAUCAGAGCAGGUUCGGUGUUUGGAGAGAUCAGUUUGUUGGCGGGGGGCGGAGGCAACCGGCGCACCGCCAACGUGAAGGCGCACGGAUUCGCCAACCUGUUCAUCCUGGAUAAAAAGGACCUGGCCGAGAUCCUGGUCCACUAUCCAGAAUCCCAGAAACUUCUCCGCAAGAAGGCCAAGACCAUGCUGACCAAGGACAAGAAGCCGGACGAAAAGGGAGGCAGCAAAGACGUCGCCCAGGUCAUUCCGGUUCGGGCUGACACUCCCAAAAUGUUCAAUGUGGCGCUGAGGGUGACAACGGAGGCGGCGACGGCGGGAGCCUCGGCCAAAGUCCAGAAGAGCUAUGGCCGGCCUCAGGACCAGGCUCCGCUCUCACCUCGACGUCGCGGCUCGUCGGUUGUCACCGUGACGUCUUCAAAGGAAGGGGAGGCGCUUCUGUCGGUGGACGCAGAUAGUGGAGCUGAGAAGAAGAAGCUGCAGGAAGACGCUGAGUAAAAGACUUCAGGCUCUUCACCUUCCCUCGAUUCCUUUCAAACACUUCCACAUUGUUGUUGUUAACGUGCAUCUCCCUGCGUAAUUCGUACAAUUCUCAGAUCUUGUCCAGCUUGUACAAUAAAGACUUUUCCCACGGC
Messenger RNA from Syngnathoides biaculeatus (alligator pipefish), 3718 nucleotides. It is a transcript of the gene cngb1a, whose product is annotated as cyclic nucleotide gated channel subunit beta 1a. Bases 690 to 3581 code for a protein of 963 amino acids. The record is from RefSeq and is a predicted model, not a curated record. Gene Ontology annotation, cellular component: photoreceptor outer segment; intracellular cyclic nucleotide activated cation channel complex; plasma membrane. NCBI's taxonomy places the organism in Eukaryota, Metazoa, Chordata, Actinopteri, Syngnathiformes, Syngnathidae. The transcript has 29 exons. Gene Ontology annotation, biological process: monoatomic cation transmembrane transport; retina homeostasis. Gene Ontology annotation, molecular function: protein-containing complex binding; intracellularly cAMP-activated cation channel activity; intracellularly cGMP-activated cation channel activity.